Messenger RNA from Aureobasidium pullulans EXF-150, 220 nucleotides. RefSeq lists its product as uncharacterized. The transcript has a single exon. The coding region runs from base 50 to 220 and encodes 56 amino acids. NCBI's taxonomy places the organism in Eukaryota, Fungi, Ascomycota, Dothideomycetes, Dothideales, Saccotheciaceae. The record is from RefSeq and is a predicted model, not a curated record.
UCCCAGUCCUUCUUGUUUUCUACAUGUUCACAAGAUUCAAUACAUCAACAUGAGACUCGGCCGCUCACCGACGGACCGCCUUGUGGAGUGCUUUGGAGAAUUGCCUAGCAUGUCGAAUAGUCUAAGUCAUGAUAGAAUAUUCUACUACCCAGAGGCACUGCAGCAGUGUUGCAGGUGGCUGGUAAACGACAAUUCCAUCAUUAUGGUGGGUAAAUUCUGA